AUGUUCUCCUCUGCAGUACUAUUUGCCUUUGGUAUCAUUGCAUCUGUAAAUGGAUUUUAUAGUGCAAAUGAUGAUGUUAUUCAACUUGACGCAACAAAUUUCGAUCGUCUUGUUAUACAAAGUUCUGAUGUAUGGUUUAUAGAAUUUUAUGCAUCAUGGUGUGGUCAUUGUCAAAAUUUGGCACCUGAAUGGAAACGUGCUGCAACAGCAUUGAAAGGUAUUGUUAAAGUUGGUGCUGUUGAUGCUGAUACACAUAAAUCACUUGGACAACAAUAUGGUGUAUCGGGUUUUCCAACGAUUAAAAUAUUUGGAGCAAACAAACGAUCGCCAACAGAUUAUCAAGGUGGACGAACAGCUGAUGCUAUCGUUGAACAAGCUCUUAGUCAACUGAGAACUAUUGUUAACGAACGUUUGGGAAAACGAGGAGGAGGAGGAGGAGGAGGAGGCAGCAGUGACGGAAGUGGUGGAAAAGAUACUGUUGAUUUAACAGAUAGUAAUUUUCAGUCAACUGUUCUUGAUUCAGAAGACGCAUGGCUUGUUGAAUUUAUGGCUCCAUGGUGUGGGCACUGCAAGAGUUUAGCACCUGAAUGGGCUCGUGCUGCAACAGAAUUAAAAGGUAAAGUUAAACUUGGUGUUGUGGAUGCAACUGUUCAUACUCAAUUGGCUCAACGAUAUGGUGUACAAGGCUUUCCAACCAUAAAAUUCUUUCCAGCCGGUAGAAAAGAUGGCCAAGCAGAGGAUUACAAUGGUGGACGAAGUUCCAAUGAUAUUGUUGCUUGGGCUUUGGAUAAACAUCAAGCAAGUACUCCUCCACCUGAUGUAUUUGAAAUAACUGGCCAAGCUGAUUUAGAUAGUAAUUGUGCUGAAAAACAAUUGUGUAUAAUAUCAUUUCUACCCAAUAUACUUGAUUGUCAAUCAAAUUGUCGUAAUGAACAUAUAAGAAUGUUGAAAAAAUUCGGUGAAAGUUAUAAACGUAAUGGUUGGGGUUGGUUGUGGGUUGAAGCAUUUCGUCAACCAAAACUUGAAGAAAGUGUUGGUAUAGGUGGUUUUGGUUAUCCAGCACAAGUUGCAGUUAAUGCGCGAAAAGGAAAAUAUGUUGUAUUGAAAGGUGCAUUUAGUGAAACGGGUAUUAGUGCAUUUUUAAGAGAAUUAUCAACGGGUCGUUUAACAAGUCCGCUUGUACCAUUAAGUGGUGUUGCGGAUGGAAAAUUACCAACUAUUGUUGAUAGUGAACCAUGGGAUGGUAAAGAUGGAAAACUAGAUGAUGUUGAAGACAUUGAUCUUAGUGAUGUUAAUUUCGAUGACGAUGAUGAUUUUGAUAUGAAAAAGGAAAGAGUUGAUUUAUAA
This is a messenger RNA of Rotaria sp. Silwood2, 1347 nucleotides long. Lineage: Eukaryota; Metazoa; Rotifera; Eurotatoria; Philodinida; Philodinidae. The record is from the annotation of a GenBank genome assembly.